Molecule: messenger RNA, 1029 nt
Organism: Leptopilina heterotoma
Lineage: Eukaryota; Metazoa; Arthropoda; Insecta; Hymenoptera; Figitidae
Gene: Mpv17
Product: protein Mpv17-like
Exons: 4
Coding region: 390-944 (184 amino acids)
Cellular component (GO): cytoplasm; membrane
Source: RefSeq, a predicted model, not a curated record
UGUCCAUUGAUUAUAUUUUCAUUCACAUUUCAAAAAGUCACUUUUAACGCAUAGCAGACGAUACUAAUCAAUUAAUCUAAUCUUUCUUGAGCACAUUGUGAUGUGUUUAUCAAGAGUAGAACACAAUUGCACUCUAAUUAGACGAUAGUUUCACAAUUUUAAUAAAUUACAACAACGAAAUAAGUGUUAUUACUAACGUAAUUUUUAACCUCAAAAAACACGUUUUACUGUAAAAGGCCAGAAUGCGUAAAAUGUAUUUUAUAGUUGAUGAAACUUUUUCUAUUGUUUCACUGAUUUAGUUUUAUUAUUUAAAUAUUAUUUACAAUAUUAAAUAUUGUAAAUUAAUAAAUAAUUCAUUAUUUUAAUGAAUAAUCUUUUAUUGUUUCAAAAUGAGUUACAUUUUAAGAGGUUAUCAGAAAUUGUUAUCCCGAUUUCCUUUGGGAAUGCAAGCUUUACAAGCAGGCACUUUAAUGGCAUUGGGAGAUCAAAUAGCACAAAAUUUAGUCGAAAAACGAAGGUUUGAUGAAUUGGAUUUUAAACGUACAGCAGGAUUUGCAGGAAUAGGAUUUUUUAUAGCUGGUCCGGCUACUAGGACUUGGUACGGAUUUCUCGAUAAGAAUAUCGGUUCUAAAGGAGGAAUAGUAACGUUAAAAAAAGUUGCAUGUGAUCAGUUACUUUUUGCGCCAUUUUUUCUGAGUAUUUUAGUCGUGGUAAUUGGCGUUUUACAGGGAAACGAAAUGGAAAGUAUUAAACAGAAACUAAAAAAUGAAUAUCCUGACAUUCUCGCUAGUAAUUACAAGUUAUGGCCUGCAGUGCAAUUGCUAAACUUUGGCAUCGUUCCACUACAGUAUCAAGUACUGGUCGUUCAAACCGUAGCUCUUUUGUGGAAUACGUAUAUUUCUUACAGGACCAACAAGGAUUCAACCUUCAAAUCUAAAAAUUAAUUAUUCAGCUAAUAGAUUAAAUAUUUUAACUGCCUUCCAGCAUUAGAAUUGUAAGUGUACAAUAAAUUUAUUUUUCUAAUUUAAA